CGUCUCCAGUCUCCAGUGCAGACUCACUCCAAUCACCACCUCCAAGAGAGUUCUUUCACCAAUUUCACUUCCCGCCUGGCCUCUGCUCUCUCCCAGUCCACUACGAAGCGCAACAGUUCAGGCAUGAGCAGGCAAGGGUUGGCGACGACGCUAUAAUCUCCAUCAGAUUGACCCGAGGGUGGUCUCCUUGCUUGUCCAUCAGGUUGUUUUCCACCUUCGUCAGCACCGACGCCCUGCAGCUUUUUCCAAAUUUUUCUUUCUGCUCGCUCCCAGCUCCAUCCCACAGAGUUGAGGCAUCAUCUUAGGUUUCUGAUUCCCCUCCCUCUGCUACUAUCUCGCAUCACAUCACAUCCCAUCUUUGCAGCUGUUUCUGCAGCAAAUUUUCUCAGCUAUCCUCACGAUACCUGGAUCAAUUACACUAGAAACCUCCACUUGGCCAAGCCAAUCGCCAAUCUUCGGUCCCGGCCGUCCUUCAGGUCCACGCGCGCUCGUUCCGACCGCCCAGGCGCUCAUUGCCCAGGGUGCACUGCAACCAAAAGGGAACCAGGGCAGGAAAAGGGCAUUGCUUGUUUGGCCGUUGCUUGGGCUCAAACCCCGACGCACCGCACCGCACCGCACCGCACCGCACCGGCCGGAUACUUACCUACUCCUGUACUCCUCACACACUUAGUUGUCUUCUCCGUUUCCUCAGCUCCUUUCCCCCCGAUCCGAAUCCUCGUCCGCGGCUUGAGGCAUUUGACCAUCACCCUCGUCCAUCCUCAAUCAUCGAUCGACCUCAGACGGGGUCCCAACCCUUGCAGCGCAACUCUCGGUCGAUACAGGCGCCGAAUUGAAAUCUUGGUUUCGCCCCCCAGCAACCCACUCCAUCCAGAAUCCGCUCGCAAUCAUUUCCCAUCUCGCCAAUAUCACGCUCGCGCUCUCACCACGACCAGCCAUCCAUCGUCCUCAAACCAUCAACUAUACAUCCAAAGUGCUUCAAUUCUUUACUCGACAAUACUGUGCGCGCGCUAUCUCGAUCGACCUCGAUUCCCAUCGCAUACAUACCCUUCAACGCUUGACCACGGACCAUCAGCCUCCGCGUGUCACGGUGCGACCACCUGCAGUCUCGGACGUCCGACCGACCGUCUUCCGCAGCAAUCGUAGUCCUUCUUCCUCUCCCCGUCUGGUGCCUACCUCGUUACUCGUGGUAGCAAGCCAAGAUGAGGGAAGUCAACUUCAGCAUACCCAACGUCAACAAGGCGUCCGUUGGCAUCACCACGGCUUUGUAUGACCGACGAGCGCUUGAUUGCACCUCGACCCUCCCGUUGAUCAACUCCCUAAAUCAUCUCGCCUAUUUGACCACGUCAUCGGCACGUAUCCGAGACAUUCUCACCGUCGAUGGCGGUAUUGAAAGACUAGUCUGCAUCCUGAAGGAGGGUCGCAGCAAGGAUAUGAUGGACAUGUGGAAGUGGAAUUUGGCCUUCCAGUGCGUGGUCAACAUUGGUGUACGAGGCACGGAGAAUGUCCGAACCCGCGUUGUCGAGGCCGACAUGGUCCCCGUCAUCGCUACCAUUCUCGACAAUUACAUCAAAGUCAUCGAAAGGGUCCGCGAAAAGGCAGAAGAAGCAAAGCACAAGUCGGAUCCCCAUCACCGGCACAGGAUUAGUGGCAGCAACCGGGUGCACAAAUCCGCAAGCUUCUCCUCCAGGCCCACCAAUAUAGACGUUGACCAACGCGCUUUCCGUCGUCAGGCUGCGCCUCAGCCUAUUGAUGUUUCAAUCACCUUGGCUGGUCCUUCGACGGAAGCCGCUGCACCGGAUACUGAGACGACCCCGACCGCUUCCCGCUUCUCCGGUCAAAUCCUUGGUGAAAGGACUCCUUUUUCUGCACACCGCUCACAUCACCAUCACCAUGGUGUUAGAACACAGGACUCACAAUCGGCUGUACCUUCGCCUACUCGUCAUGAAAGUCAGCCGCCUGCACCGGCCGGGCCAUCGUCCGUCGAGAACGUUGAUAGCUUUGCCAGAGCCGUGCGAGAAACCGAUCGCCUACGAAACAUGGGGCCAUUUGCUCACACAAACCUUACAUCUCAGCCUGCCUCGCCAACAACACCUCUGCCAACCAGCGUCCGACCCCCUUCGAUCCUGGCCCCCAAUGGCCGCUCUCGCCGUCGACCUUCAAUUCGCCAUCAACAUUCCACCGCUGGCGAGACAGACGAUAUGAACACCGACAGCGUAGCAUCCGAUGAAAACCAGGAUGCUGAGAUGUCAGGAACGGCAGACGUACAAAACGAGGUUGGAAUCCAGCAGGUUUCGGUCGAAGAUGGUGAUGGUAUAAUGACUGGUGCAGCUCUUGACCUGGUCACCCCAACGGCUUCGGAGGCUCAGGAAGCUGGAACCUUCAACAUCACCCACCAAGGUGCUGUGGACACCAGCAUGGAAAACAACGCAACCCCAACUCAAGUCACCAACCUCGGUCUGUCUCCAAACAGGCCAACCAUUGCGAACACCGCACAGCCGUCCAUGCCCAAUUCACGUGUCCCGCAUUACCUGCUCGAUCGUCACGUAACUCCCAACCCGCAGAUGCUCGCUGCCAUGCCCAGGGAGGAGGAUGUGUUGAUGUCGUUGCAGCUGCUGGCAUACGUAUCAAAGUAUUGCAAUCUUCGCAAGUACUUCCAAAAAUGCCACCUUGUCCCCAAACUCAAGAUUGGCAAGGAGAUCAAGCUCCUCGACGGCACUGAUCCCACCGAGUUGGAGGCCGAAUUGGAGGCAGAAGAAGAAGAGUGCGAAGAGGAAUACCUCCUCCCCAACGACCAAAACAUAUUCCCCCUCGUGGAGAAGUUCACAGUCCGGUACCACAGCACAGACAUGCAAUACUGGGCCGGUGUGGUUAUGAGAAACCUGUGCCGAAAGGACGACACCCGGGGAGGCAUCCGCCAGUGUGCCUACUACCAGUGCGGCAAAUGGGAAGAGUACACAAGGCAAUUUGCGAAGUGCCGCCGUUGCCGGCGUACCAAAUACUGCAGUAAGGAAUGCCAGAAAAGCGCAUGGGCUUUCCACCGCCAUUGGUGCAUUGCCGCCACUCCAUGAUUCGGACGUUUACGGAACGAUAUCCGUUAUUGAUACCCCCCGGUACACACCUCCCGGGAUACUUGCUGCUUGCAUGGCGUUUUGCGUCUAAUGUCUACUGGGAAGAGGAGUUGGGAAACUUUGAUGUGGUUGAAGCGGCAUUACGAAGGCAAAGCAUGUUCUCCUGUUGCAUGGCAUUGCGCGAUACACAUAUUCAAGGCGGUUCAACGAACAUGCAUCAUACAACUCAUGCAUUGAAUUUUUUUUCUUUUUUUUUUUACAACAUCAGACACAGUCCAUACGAUUCCCCUUUGGUUUCAAUCCCCUUUGUCUUUGCUUUAUACAAAGAUGCUCUUACCCGGCUGGGCGCAGUGUCUUUGAAGUCUGAACAUUACGACUACCCGUCUUUGCUAGAUCAAGUUCCAGCUGGCUUUCUCGAUCAAAUGGAAUUUCGCAUUAUAUCAACACUAGCAAACACCUGCUUCCUGUAUUGAAAUCCGACACCACGUUGACAUGAAGCCGAUUAGCGUCCAAUGAUACGAGCGAAAACAAAAAAAGACGCGUGACGUGAAGGAGAACUCGCAUCGUACCUCUAUCUUUUCCCGAGGUGUUUGGGCCAGGAUUGGGACUUUUGGGAGGCUUUGGAAGGUGGGGUGGUCGGAUGGAUGGUGGGAAGGCAUCAUCGGGGUUGGCGUUCUCUCUGAUUCCCUUUUCCUUUUUCUUUUUCUUCUUUUUGCAAGCAUGUUGAAUAGGUUGUUGCUUUUUUACGGUUACCUAGGCAUGGAUGAAGACAGAGUUAAGCGGGCAAACACGCAUACACACGAACACAUACGUUCGAAUGGUCCUUUUUUUAUUUUUUCAUUCACUACGUUCCUCCCUUUUGUGAUGAUGAUGACGAUGACGAUGCAAAAGUGUGUGCGGACAAGCGAUGAGGUAGUAGGAAAAGGGACAUGAGAUGAAGAUCCAAAUGAUGAACAAGAUAUAAUGACCUUCCUUGGCUGGAUACAUGGGAUGAAAGAGGGCAAAGAAUUUCUGGGAAAGAGUUACGUUUCGGGAGAGAAGCAAGGGUAAGGGACAUGAAGAGAGCCCAGACAAGGGGUCUGCACAGCAGACAGCUGUAAGGAAUUUUACGUACCUGCUUCUGUUCUCUGAAGCAAUGAAAAUAUUGGCAUGAACAGACGAAAGUAUGACACGGUCAAAACAUACCAAUACUUU
Neurospora crassa OR74A is the source of this 4262-nucleotide messenger RNA. RefSeq names its product MYND domain-containing protein. The coding region runs from base 1200 to 3068 and encodes 622 amino acids. Gene Ontology annotation, biological process: ubiquitin-dependent protein catabolic process; establishment or maintenance of cell polarity. The record is from RefSeq and is a predicted model, not a curated record. NCBI's taxonomy places the organism in Eukaryota, Fungi, Ascomycota, Sordariomycetes, Sordariales, Sordariaceae. The transcript has a single exon. Gene Ontology annotation, cellular component: MUB1-RAD6-UBR2 ubiquitin ligase complex.